Molecule: messenger RNA, 1508 nt
Organism: Globicephala melas (long-finned pilot whale)
Lineage: Eukaryota; Metazoa; Chordata; Mammalia; Artiodactyla; Delphinidae
Gene: KLF6
Product: KLF transcription factor 6
Biological process (GO): regulation of transcription by RNA polymerase II
Molecular function (GO): DNA-binding transcription factor activity, RNA polymerase II-specific; RNA polymerase II cis-regulatory region sequence-specific DNA binding
Source: RefSeq, a predicted model, not a curated record
AAGUUUUGCAGGGGUUACGUUUGCAGUCAGUCCGGUGUUUGCAAAUAUUGUGUGGGCUCGCGAGCGAGUCUCCGGGCUCCGGUAGGAUCCGAACCCGCGGCGCCUAAUUGCUGCCCACUGAGUUUGCAUGAACUUCCCCGGCGCUGCAGGCACGGCUGCUGCGCUCCCGACUCCAGACCGCACACCUCCCUGUUUUUACAACAGCAGUGACUGUCUUUUCCAACCCGACAUGGAUGUGCUCCCAAUGUGCAGCAUCUUCCAGGAACUCCAGAUUGUGCACGAGACUGGUUACUUCUCGGCGCUGCCCUCCCUGGAGGAAUAUUGGCAACAGACCUGCCUGGAGUUGGAACGUUACCUCCAGAGCGAACCCUGCUAUGUGUCAGCCUCCGAAAUCAAAUUCGACAGCCAGGAAGAUCUGUGGACCAAAAUCAUCCUGGCUCGGGAGAAAAAGGAGGACUCGGACCUGAAGAUGUCCUCCAGUCCCCCUGAGGAUGCGCUCAACAGCCCCGGCUUUGGCUACAACCUGGAGACCAACAGCCUGAACUCGGACGUGAGCAGUGAAUCCUCCGACAGCUCCGAGGAGCUCUCGCCCACCACCAAGUUUACCUCUGACCCCAUCGGCGAAGUUUUAGUCAAUUCGGGGAACCUGAGCUCCUCCGUCACCUCCACGCCCCCUUCCUCCCCAGAACUGAGCAGGGAGCCGUCCCACCUGUGGGGUUGCAUGCCGGGUGAGCUGCACCCUCCCGGGAAGGCGCGCAGUGGGACUGCGGGGAAGCCCGGCGACAAGGGCAGCGGAGACGCCUCCCCAGACGGCCGCAGGAGGGUGCAUCGGUGCCACUUUAACGGCUGCAGAAAAGUUUACACCAAAAGCUCCCACUUGAAAGCACAUCAGCGCACCCACACAGGAGAAAAGCCUUACAGAUGCUCAUGGGAAGGUUGUGAGUGGCGUUUUGCAAGAAGCGAUGAGUUAACGAGACACUUCAGAAAGCACACUGGUGCCAAGCCUUUUAAAUGUUCUCACUGUGACAGGUGUUUCUCCAGGUCCGACCACCUGGCCCUGCACAUGAAGAGGCACCUCUGAAGGGGCAGAGCAUCGACUCCUGCGGGCUAAAAAGGCUUCCAGGCUGAGACGGCCGUGGAAGGAGGGUGCGUGUUCCAGCCAAAGCCAUUUUGCACCCUACCCGGUCGCCUCCAGGACCUACUGGGAAGGUCUUUCGAGGGCGAAAAAAGUCAUGUCCGAAGCGGCAGAGCACCCAGGGUGUGUGGUGUUUGGGUGGCCCUGGCCUCGCCACUGGUACCUAUCCUCUGAGUGGUCCCUAAGCCUUUGCCGUGAGCAUGUGCACUGAGAAUGUUAGUGGUGGGUGGGCUGUAUGUGGAGGGUCUCCUACGGACUGUGUGACGAGACAGAGUCCUUUCCCUUGCGAGGCUUCAAGAGACAGAAAAAAAACAUAGUUUGAAUGUUUUGUGUGUGAGGCCUGUUCCAUGAGAUGAGAUGACCACCAAUCAUU